Alligator mississippiensis (American alligator) is the source of this 2505-nucleotide messenger RNA. Its product is annotated as serine/threonine-protein kinase Chk2-like. Gene Ontology annotation, molecular function: protein binding; protein serine/threonine kinase activity; ATP binding. Gene Ontology annotation, cellular component: nucleus; cytoplasm. NCBI's taxonomy places the organism in Eukaryota, Metazoa, Chordata, Crocodylia, Alligatoridae. Gene Ontology annotation, biological process: mitotic DNA damage checkpoint signaling; protein phosphorylation. The record is from RefSeq and is a predicted model, not a curated record.
AUGUCGGGACCCCGACAGGCGGCGGCGGACCCCCGACCAUCGAUUGACCCCCAGAGGCAGAGAGACUCUCAAAGCCCGGAACCCCGGCUGAUGAGAGCCGCCUCCCGGCGGAGGACCCCGGAGCCCGAGGACGCCCCCCGGACAACGACGGAACAUCCCGAGCGACAGCGGAGCCCUCCGGACCCCCAUGGCGCCUCAGUGACGACGGCGGGCCCUGAACGGCGACGACCCCCGGACCCCGGGGGCCCCGAGGAUGCCCCCCCCAGGCUCUCCCAGGCCACCACCUUCGAGGCUUUCGAGGCCUCGGUGGCCCGGCUCACACAGGAGCUCUCGGCGGCCGCCCGGCCCGGCCAACCCCGAGGAAACAACAACAGACCGGCGACGCGACGAGACCACAGGCCCCAACCGCAGAGGCGACCCAGGCGCCAGCGCUACGACCCAGCGGCAGCCUCCCGGAUCCAGAAGCUAUAUUUCAGCAGGGUCUUCAACCCUCCAACGGAUGCCGCCACCCCACGCCCUGCGACUGUCGAAGCGCUGACCCCCGUGCCCCCGGCAGAGGGGUUCGAGGAUACCUUCACGCCGCAGGAGCUGGGCCUGCCGGACGGCGUUACCAACCUGGUGCGCGAGCUCUACCACGGCUGCACCACAACCGUCCGCGCCACCGACGGGGAGACCGUAGAGAUCCCCAUCCGAGGCUCGGCGGUCCGCAAGACCCCACUCAAGAAGGCGGACACCGAGAUCCGACGGCUGCUCAAAAAGUGGCUGCACCUCCCGCUGAGGGCCAUCAAUCUGUUCUUAUCCGGUCGCGCCGCUCGCAGCGGCGAUGUCGCGGGCGGCGAGUCGCAGCCUUCGCAGGGUGGGACGGACUCGUCGUCCAGCAGCUCGCAGGGCAGCAGCCAGUCGUCCUCCAGCUCGGGCACGCUCAGCUCCCUGGACACGGUGCCCACGCAGGAGCUGCCCCCCAUCCCCGAGGACCAGGAGCCGGAGGAGCCGGCCCCGCGGCCGUGGGGGCGCCUCUGGGCCAUUGGUGGAGGCUUCAUCAACUACGCAGGGCAGCGCAGUGUAAGCCAAGCUGCCCACAGGGGAGCGGGUCCACAUGCCGUUGGACUUUGUAACCGCCUUGAGAGAGCAGCGAUGUCAGACUGUGUCAAUGACGAGUGUUGGUUUGGCAGAGACAAAAGCUGUGACUACAGCUUUUCUAGGAUAGGGCUGUCCAAGACAGGUUUCUACCAGAACUACAGCAAGAAGCAUUUCCUAAUUUUCAAGGAAACGGGACCACAAAACUCCUGCGUUGCCUACAUAGAAGAUCACAGUGUGAAUGGGACCUUUGUAAAUAAAGAGCUUAUAGGAAGAGGGAAAAGGCUGCCGCUGACCCACAAUUCUGAAAUUGCACUGUCUGUACAGAGUAACAAAGUGUUUGUAUUUUCUGAUCUUAUGGUGGAUGAUCAGUCGGGGUACCCCAGAGAAUUCAGAGAGAAAUAUAUCAUGUCAAAAACUUUCGGAAGUGGUGCCUGUGGUGAAGUCAAACUGGCGUUUGAAAAGGCCACGUGUAAUAAAGUUGCUGUAAAGAUAAUCAAUAAACGGAGAUUUAUGACAGCUGCUGUGAGAGAGGCAGAUCCAGUGUUCAAUGUGAAUACAGAAAUAGAGAUUUUGAAGAAAAUAAAUCACCCCUGCUUAAUCAAGAUUAAAAACUUCUUUGAAGCAGAAGACUAUUACAUUAUUUUGGAAUUGAUGGAAGAAGGAGAAUUAUAUGACACAGUGUCAAGACCAAUCAAGAUGAAAGAAGCUACCUGCAAGCUGUAUUUUUAUCAGAUGCUGUUGGCUGUAAAGUACCUUCAUGACAAUGGUAUUAUACACCGGGAUCUCAAACCAGAGAAUGUGUUACUUUCAUCUUCUGAAGAAAAUUGCCUUAUAAAGAUUACAGAUUUUGGACAAUCCAAGAUUCUUGGAGAAACCUCUCUUAUGAAAACAUUGUGUGGCACUCCCACGUACCUUGCCCCUGAGGUUCUAAAUUCCCUUGGGACUGAAGGCUACAGCCGUGCUGUGGACUGUUGGAGUUUAGGAGUUAUUCUUUUUGUAUGCUUAUGUGGAUAUCCUCCCUUCAAUGAACAAAAUACUAAACUGUCUCUGAAAGAGCAGAUCACUCAAGGAAAAUACACAUUUAUUCCAAAGGAAUGGAAGCAUGUGUCUAAUACAGCUUUGGACCUCGUGAAGAAGCUGCUGGUUGUGGACCCAAAUAAACGACUUACAACAGAAGAAGCCUUAGGGCAUCCCUGGCUUCAAGAUGAGGCUGUGAAGGAUACGUUUAAACAACUACAAAAGCAAAUAGGGUUCUCUCUGGAUUCUUCCCAGGCAUCAAAAGUGCCAACUACAAUGAGAAAACGUCUCCAUGACAAGGAAGAGGAGCCCGGAUCUCCUAAGCGUGCUUUUCCUUCCACGUCAUUUAAGAAACCAAUGUGAAAAGAAAGGAAAGAAAGAGACUUUCUUUAAUUGCUGCUUUCUUCU